CGCGGGGGGGGCUAGUGGGCGGCCGCGGCGAUGGCGGUCGAUAAGGAGAUGUUGGAGCGGGACCUGUACGCGCUGUUGGGCGUCGCGGAGAAGGCGUCGGACAAGGAGGUUAAGAAAGCCUACAGACAAAAGGCCCUGACUUGCCAUCCAGAUAAGAACCCAGAUAAUCCUAAAGCAGCGGAAGUCUUCCACCAGCUGUCUCAGGCUUUAACUGUACUAACCGAUGCAGCAGCAAGGGCAGCAUAUGACAGAGUGAGAAAAGCGAAGAAGCAGGCAGCAGAAAGGACUCAAAAACUUGACGACAGAAGGAAAAAAGUGAAACUUGACCUUGAAGCCCGGGAACGAGAAGCCCAAGCUCGUGUAAGCGAAGAGGAAGAGCUCCAAAUAACCAGAACAUUAGAGCAAGAGAUCAUACGUCUGCGUGAAGAGGGCUCCAGGCAGUUAGAAGAGCAGCAGAGGCUCAUUCAGGAACAGAUCCGGCUUGAGAGAGAGCGAGUCCAAGGCAAACAAGAAGGGAAUGGAGCAGAAGGCAAAGUGACUCCCAAACUCAAACUAAGAUGGAAAUGCAAGAAAGAUGAUGAGACAAAGGGUGGAUAUUCAGAAGAAGUUCUCCUGCGAAUCCUGCAGAAGUAUGGUGAAGUGCUCAAUUUGGUGAUCUCAAGUAAGAAGACUGGGAGUGCGGUUGUGGAAUUUGUGUCAGUUAAGGCUGCUGAAAUGGCAGUGAAGAAUGAAGCUGGUCUGAUAAAUAAUCCUCUAAAAAUCUCCUGGCUAGAGGGCCAGCCACAGAACAAUCCCAACACCACGUUUCCUGGAAGUACUAAUCAGCCUUGGACUUCCCAGGGUUCCGUGCUCUCGGAGCGGGAUUACGAAAGCUUGGUGAUGAUGCGGAUGCGCCAAGCAGCUGAGAGACAGCACCUGAUUGAGCAGCUCCAGCGGGAAGAUGAAGAAGAGUCUCAUACCUAGCAUGGAGAAGUAGUUCCCUGCCCCUGCCCCCCACCCCAUUCCACCUUCUUCCUCCCAACCCCUACCCUUCGUUAAAAAAAAUUGUUCUCUUAAUUUAAAUCAAUAAACCUUGUUUUUUAAGAAAAAUGGCUAUAGGAAUCUUUUCUUGGGGCAGGGCUGAAGGCAUACUAUCUUUCAAGUCUGCACAGCUCUCACAUAAUUUCUUCCCUUAUUAGGAAAAGGCAGAACAGAUGUCAUAGUCUUUUUUUUUUUUUUAUGGCAGCUGCACCAUAGCUGAGGACCUAAUUUCUGAGGGGUGCCAGCUCAAAGGACUCCAAGACAUUGUGGCUGCUUGAGGCCUAUCAAGAUUAGGUCUGGGAAUUUCACAUGGGAGGUUUGGUGGACUGAUAAUCCUGUGGGCCCCAAGUGCAACUAAAGGACCCUUCAUUUUGCUUGGAGAGAAGCUUCACUCUUCAAGCAGAGUUUCAGCCUGCUCCAAACUGGUUCCACAGGGCCAUCUCAUCUGGAAUGCAGCAGUCCGCCUCUGGGCACACCUAGAUGCGUUCCAAGGAGUUAUUUUCUUCAGGUUCUCCUCCUCCUCUUGCUCAAUCAAAGCCUAAAAUACAGAGGCAACACAGAGCUGCUGCUUUUUGCUAAAGCAGGAAGGUACGUUAUCCGGCAUCCAUCCAAUCCAUCCUAGCAAGUAGGCAGGAUGAUAAUUGCCUUUGCCUCCUAGCAAAGGCAAAGGCAAAAAUCAAAAGCUGUAGGGAAGAAAGUGGAUCCGUCACCUGCACUGACCACCAGGGCAGCUCACCACUGGAAAGCCCCCAUCUCUGCUACCCCAGCUGUUGGUAUUUCUAGAAGGAUGCUGUAAGACAAGCAUGCUUUGGGUUUUAACUUUUGGCAACAGCUUCCCACUUGCAGGUGUCUUACCAUUCUGAAGGUCCUCCCCAGCUGUUGGGAGCCAGAAGGAUUUUCUCCUUCUAAACCAUUGCUGCAGCUUUAAGGUUGAGGCAUCUCUCUACUUUAUCCUUCCACAAACCUCCUUUUUUUCUCCUUAGGAUCCUCUGUCCCCAUGCAUAAUUCAGCAGUCUGCCCCUCAGCUUCACAGGCACCAGCCUGAAACUGACAUUCAUGACAAUUUCAUUGCCACCCACAGGGUUCAGAAUAGCAGCUGUAAAACCAAUCAGAGUCUGGUAAAAUUCACUAUCUUGCUGCUAGGCACAGUUAUGAUUGGCAGAAGUGAUGCUAGAACAAUCUGCCGGCAGAUGCUGGAUGGACCAUACAUUGGGAAGGUCCUCUCUUUCUAAGGGUCUGAAACCUCCCCUUCCCCAAUUUUAAGUUUGCAUUCUGCAGAACCGACUUGGUUUCAGGUUUGCCAGUGUGGGAGCAAGUGGGCUUUUUGGAGCUGCACUGACAAUCUGUAAAGUUGCAGCUUGCAGGGUGGAAUUGAGAAGAGCUCCUUCUGUUUGACGCCUCUCCCUCCUCCCACGCCUCCUCUACUCAAAGAUGUAUGUGGGCUCCAUUCAACAGAAGUCUAACUGCUUCCCCUCAUCUGUUUUAAUUAAUUUUUUCAAAGAGGAAUAAGUGGCUGAGAACUCAGGUGAAAGUGGAAGCAGCAUGUCAAUAACACUUGCAACUCAUACUAAAAUGGGAGCAGGUGUCCACCUCAAGGUGGGCAAUCAAGGUACAUAAGAGCCAAGAGAUAUCAGAAACAUGGACAGAGAAGAGCACUGAAAGACUCCACCUGGAAAAAUGUAAAAUUCAUACACCUGGGAGAACAGUAUCUAGCACAUACUCAGGGUCCAAGCAAAGUCUCGGGAAGCCAAAACAGGCUUUUAUUGACAUCAGUGAGCGCUGGGUCAGGUACUCAAUAAAAAGGGGAAACCUGGACACCAGCAACCAUGGGGUGAUGAUGGAUAAGCAGAAUUACAGAAUCAGAGCUGGAAAGAACCUCAAGCCUCUCCCUAAAGAACCUCCUUCACUAGGGUUUUAUGACUUCUUUAGGCAGCUUAUUCCAUUAUCCCAUUCUUCAUAAAAUAGUUAAGGUUCUCCUGGGGUUCAGUCCAAAUGGGUUUUUCUUCAGUUUAAAUCCACUGCCUCCUGUCUUCCAUGACAAGGGAAAAGAAUUUCUUCUCCCCCCAGCUCUUUCUAUGACAGCCUUUCAAAGAUCUGAAAACUGACAUUGUGUUCCCUCUGAACUGCCUGGCUGCCAGCUUGCAGUGUUACUUGGCAGCGAGAAAUGCCAGAAACUUAGCUAGAGAACUGGGGGUGACAGGCAAUAGCUGUGCAACUCAGGGGAUGCUGCAUCUGGUAUUGUGUUCAUGAGUGAAUACUUCCAUACCGGAAAUGAUACUUACCACGAGAAACUUCAGAUGAAAGCAAGAAAACAACUGGGGACACAUGGUCAGAUGCACUCAUUUAUAGGAAGGAUAAAAAAAAAAACCACUCAAAACCCUACUUGAGCUCCAGAGAGCUGAUACCAGCCUGCAAGUAUUUGAAGAAUGUGAACAGUGGAGAUGUAGGGGGGUUAUUCAGGGUGCCGCGUUGGUGGUAUAAUUAGAGAUAAGGGAAAGGUCUCAACUCAGUGUCAGGAAAUGCUUCCUGCUUGUGAGAUCUAACAGAGAGACAGGGACUUGCUGUGCAAUCUUGACACACUCCCUUCCUUUGCUUCAGUUUCACUGUCUACAUAAAUCCUUGUGAGAUGCUCUGACCUCUCCAAAGCUCUACAAGUGAAAAAGCUGAAUACUAGAUUUCAACAGGAAACUUCAAGCAACCAUUAUUGGCAAAUAUGCUGAGGAUGAUUCUCAAUUAAGACCACACGCACAUCCUACCUCAGGUCAAAUCCCACUGGAUGGUGAUGGUAACCAGCCUUUAAUGGAUGAGGCAGCAUAGGGUCUGUGCACAGUGAGCAGCCUAGAGCUCCCACAUACUAACUGCAGCCUGUGAUGUAGGCAGUAACUUAACCCCCUUAGUGCCUCAACUUCCCCAUCUGCCAAAAGCACCUCAGCUCAUACUGACUGCAAGUAUUUGAAGACUGCUAUCAUGUCCCUUCUGAAGUACCUUUUCCACAAGUUGAACAUGCCUAGCUCCACCAGUCUCUCCUUCAGCCUUUCAAACCCUUCAAAUGAGACCUAACCAGUGCCAAGUAGAGAGGCAUUAUCACUCCCUGUGUCUUGCACCUAAUGCUUCAAUUGAUGCAGCCCCCCAAAAAAAUCACAUUCACCUUCUGUGUGGCUUCACCAUACUGGAGACUCAUAUCGAGUCUGUGAUCUUCCAAGACUCUCAAGUCUUUUUCCAUCGUGCUGCCAUCCAGUCAGGCGUUACCCAUUUUAUAUUUGUGUUUUUGAUUAUUCCUCCUGAGGUGUACCAUUUUGCAUUUGUCCACAUUGAACUUCAUCCUACUAGAUCUAACCCAACUUUCCAGUCUGUCAAGAUCUUUCUGAAUUGCGCUCACAUCCUCCAACAUGUUCACGAUCCUUCCCAGUUUCAUGUCAUCCGCAAACUUGCUCAAGAAGCUUUGUAUGCCAACAUCCAAAUGAUUAAUGAACAGGUUGAACAGCAGCAGGCCCAGAACAGACCCCUGUGGAAUUUUGAAUGGUCAAAACCUCUUGCCAUUCUGAUGUGGAGCCAUUAAUAACUACCGUUGCUUGCAGCUGCUGAGCCAAAUAUUUGUCAAAACUGCACUUAAGCUUCCAGGGAUGGAGAUAAAAGACUGCCGUAAUUCAAGCAGCUCAAACCCUGGACCAAAGGCCAGAUCCAGCCCCUGGCACCAGGUCAUCUGGCCUAUGGGGCUCCUCAUGGGUCCAAAAAUUUGGCAGCAGAGGAGCAAUGACACUGGCCCCAAGCCACUCAUUUGGUCCACAGGGCCAAAAGAUUGACCACCAAUGCCAUUAGAGGUGCACUGAUACAUCAGUCCAUGUCAUAUCAGAACCAAUAAAAGGAAAAUUGACA
Alligator mississippiensis (American alligator) is the source of this 4896-nucleotide messenger RNA. It is a transcript of the gene DNAJC17, whose product is annotated as DnaJ heat shock protein family (Hsp40) member C17. Gene Ontology annotation, molecular function: RNA binding. The transcript has 12 exons. NCBI's taxonomy places the organism in Eukaryota, Metazoa, Chordata, Crocodylia, Alligatoridae. The record is from RefSeq and is a predicted model, not a curated record. Gene Ontology annotation, cellular component: spliceosomal complex. Gene Ontology annotation, biological process: spliceosomal complex disassembly. Bases 31 to 963 code for a protein of 310 amino acids.